AUGACGAUUGGUCUCUUGGCCCUCAUCCACUUAGUGAUGCUGAUGAUUGUGGUGAGCCAGGCUAUGGACAUGUUUGGAUCUCAGGGUUCCUGGGAUGACAUCACAUGUAAAGCUGUCUUCUUCUCCUACCGGGUGCUGCGGGCCCUCUCCCUGUACACGUCCUGCCUGCUCUGUGUCCUCCAGGCCAUCACCCUCAGCCCCAGGAGCUCCUGGUUGGCCAAGUACAAGCAGGCAUUUUCACAACGCAUCCUGUGCUCCCUGCUUGUCCUGUGCUUCUUCUCUAUGUCCAUCAGCAGUCACCUCAUCAUCUCCAUCACGGCCACUCCCAAUGGGACCUCACACGGUCUAAUGUAUGCCAUGAAAUCCUGCUCUGUUUUGCCCAUGAGCUAUUUCCUAAUGCAAACAUUUUCCACAUUGGCAAUCUUGAGAGAAGUCGUUCAAAUAGGGAUCAUGGCCCUCUCAAGUGGAUACAUGGUGAUCCUACUGUUCAGGCACAGGAGGAAGUCCCAGCAGCUACGUGGCACCAGCCUUUCUCCAAGAGCCUCCCCUGAGCAAAGGGCCACCCAGACCAUUCUGGUGCUCAUGAGCUUUUUCAUGGUCAUAUCCUUUCUGGACUGCAUUUUCUCUGCUUCAAGACUCAUGUUCAAAGGUAACCCAAUUAUUUACUGUAUUCAUAUUAUUGUGUCCAACAACUAUGCCACAGUCAGUCCUUGCGUGUUCCUCUGUAAUGAAAAGCGUAUAAUUACCUUCGUGAAAUCCAUUAGGGGGAGAACAAUAGAUGUUAAAUUAUUCAAUGAAAAGCAGUUCUCUAAAUGA
Lepus europaeus (European hare) is the source of this 816-nucleotide messenger RNA. Its product is annotated as vomeronasal type-1 receptor 94-like. Gene Ontology annotation, molecular function: pheromone receptor activity. Lineage: Eukaryota; Metazoa; Chordata; Mammalia; Lagomorpha; Leporidae. The record is from RefSeq and is a predicted model, not a curated record. The transcript has a single exon. Gene Ontology annotation, biological process: G protein-coupled receptor signaling pathway. Gene Ontology annotation, cellular component: membrane. Bases 1 to 816 code for a protein of 271 amino acids.